AUGGGGCUCUCCAACGCAGCCAUCAUUGUCAUUGUCCUUGUCGCCUGUCUCGCAGCAACCGCACUGGGAGCAUCGCUCUUUAAACACUACAAACCCGCCGAUGGAGAGACCCCGUUCAGUCCGGGCUACGAUCAGAAGGUGUACAUGGCCGAGGUGCGAGCUCGAGGAUUUAACAAUCUGAGGCAGAUAUCCUGGGGUGGAAGAGAUCUGGAGUCGCGUUGCUACCCGGGCUACCCGGGCUACUAUCGGCCCCCCACUUACACCGAAGACACCAACUACACAAAAGACACAGGGAGCUCGUAA
Molecule: messenger RNA, 303 nt
Organism: Penicillium mononematosum
Lineage: Eukaryota; Fungi; Ascomycota; Eurotiomycetes; Eurotiales; Aspergillaceae
Exons: 2
Coding region: 1-303 (100 amino acids)
Source: RefSeq, a predicted model, not a curated record